AUGUUCCAGAGGAAGGGUGGGGUAAAGCAGGGAAACCGGCAGCGGAAAAUCCAUACCCAAGGCGGCAGCAAAGGUGAAUUAGCGGGUCCUGAUUUUGGAGAAGUGGAUAAGGUGACGUGUACAUCCGAUCCAAAGGAUGAAGACACGCAGCGGACAGCUAAUUCGCAGCUACUCUCCACAACGGUGGAUUUUAGUCACGGUGAGGAGAAUUCUCCUUUCGAAAACUCCGUCUCCGGGAGCACGGACGUCUUCUUUCCUGGAGAACUUGUGGUGUCGCACAUUCCUCUUUCAGUAAGGAGUAGCAUUGUGGCACGGAGUAGUUUACACACGGGAAACGUCAAACUGAACUCCGUGGACAGCGAGCGCUUCGUUGGGUUUAGUGGGGAUAGUGUAUGUGUAUUUACUCCAGUGAAACCGAUGUCGGAACUGGGCGGCGAUUCCUCGUGGAUGCUGCACAGCAAGUCUUCACCACGGAUGCAGCCGGAGAGUGCCCCGCACCACAGCGGCGGUGGCCGAAAGCCGAAACCACCCCCCCACCAGCUCCACGCGGAGGAAGGUAAUUGCGGAAUCCUGAACGAGCCCAGCCCCACGUCGUCAUCCUCGUUGCCGUUCUCGUCAGCGUUGGCCCGACCAUUUCCGCCCCCUAGGGGCCAUAGAAAGGACGGCACCAAGGCGUUGGGUGGCGACACAAAGGCAUCUCCUGAGACGGCACCAGGGGUAUUGCCUUCGACGACCCUCAUUGCGUCAUCGCGGCGAGUGUCGUACGGAUCCUUCAUGCGGAGCUCCCGCUCCGCACCACUGUCGAUGAUGUUAUGGAGCAGCCGCGCGGAGCCGGAGGCGGCCCCCGAGGAGGGGUGCCCCCUGCGGCGGUUCUCGGGACGUUCAGGGAGUCCAUUGCACAAGGUCGCCUCCCACCCGCACGACUGCGAGCUGGGGCGGCAGAGCGGCAGCAGGGGCGGUGAGGUGGCGCCACCCGUCCGUGCGCUGCCGUCCUCGCGUUCGGGGCGCUACCCCUCAUUGCCUGAGAAGCAGCAGCAGCAGCAGAAACCACUGCGGUUGAAGGCAUCCGAAGCACCCGCCCCUGUGGCACACCUGAGCAUGAGGCGGUGCGACGCCGCCGCGUUCCACUCCAUCGCGUCGAGUGCGCUUCCCGGUGACGUCAGGGAUGUGAGCGAGGGGUCUUUGGCGGGAGCGGCCGUGUGGGAUUGGCAAUUCUGCGCCUUGCCAACUUCCGGGGCGGAUCGUGCCGUGCCGCUACUCCAAUCGAGGGGCUUCGGCGCUAUGUUGAGGCCGUGCUGCAGUGAUGAGAAGGAGCUGUUCACCCCGCUCGUCCCGUUCCACAGCGGCGUAUGUGCGUGCGAAGGGCAGGAUGGUGACGAUGCGUGGGAGGUGGCGGACCUGGAGGCGAGCGGGUCCAGCGACACUACAUUGUCUCUCUUGGAAGCCUAA
Trypanosoma grayi is the source of this 1449-nucleotide messenger RNA. RefSeq lists its product as hypothetical. The transcript has a single exon. The record is from RefSeq and is a predicted model, not a curated record. Bases 1 to 1449 code for a protein of 482 amino acids. Lineage: Eukaryota; Euglenozoa; Kinetoplastea; Trypanosomatida; Trypanosomatidae.